CCAACACCUCGUAGUGUUUUCCACUUUCAACCUCGAAAUAUAUAACAACACCAAUUUCGACACUUUGUCGUUCUCACUCAACAUAUCUGAACCGUCCUGACCCAACUUUGGAUCUCGUUCGGUCGAAAUCAGCACCAGCAACAGCUUCAACACCAGCGCACCCUAGCACUCUGCUCUCAGGAAGGACUGAUCACAGCCUUCCUAAUCCCAUAGCACCCACCCAACCUGGCUCUCGAUAGCUCUUUUCCACACCCGGCCUUCAAGUUGGCUACCUCCCAGAUCAUCGUCAUCUCCUUCAUCCGCCCUUUGCUCGGCACUGCCUUCAUGAACUUCUCGGGCUCCCAGACUCGACCUCCAUAACUGGCCCUACUCCACCUACUCUUAAUUCAAUCUCCUCGGCCGGGCGUGGCUUGAGGAGUUUUGGUCACGCAAUCUUUAUAAUACAACACAACACACAUUUGGUGCAUGCUAGACGUACCACAAAUCUGCCACUACCUGUUCAAGAGGUAGCUCCAACUGGCUAAGUCGGCAUUUCACAUGCGCUGAUCAAGAGUAUUACCUCACAAGCGAACCCCCACCAGUGUAUCAAAGAGGUCGAGUCGCAAUGUCGUCUUCCAACUCUGUUCACUCCCAGAAGAUGGACACCCGUUUCAGCACCCCUGCUCCGGAGCUUGACGACCACCGUCGUCCUCGGAACACCAACCCGGCGUCUGCCAUGGUACCCUCCGUCGAGGUACAUCCAUCCACUCCAGCACCGAGCGGUCUCGACGAGAAAGACAUCGAGCAUAUCAACGCAAAGCUCCUUCAUAGCAAGGACCAGGAGCCUAUCACACGAGACUUUGAACAUGCUAUCUUGAGUGAUGACGAGAGAAGCGACGGUGAACCUGAAAGCGCGAGACGGAUCUCGAAUCGCCGACCAACCAAUCGAGACGGACGCCCCCGUGUCCAGCGCCAGGAACGCCAGGACCGAUCUCGAGACACUUCAUCUUCUCGCUCUACUUCUCCCGCCAACUCGGUCGAAGCCUUUGCAGAACCACGUCGCCGCCACCGCGCCAACACUGCCGACAGCCAUUCGUCGUCGAUCAUCGAAAAUCUCCUCCGUCGCACUCAAUCCGGCGGCACCAACCAGCGACGUCCAACUUUGAGCAAUAUCAGCGUUCCAGGGCCACCCACUCAUCGCACGGACCGAGCAUAUGACGAUGAUGUAACCUUUGAGCCUGACGAGGAACCAGGCAAGACGUACAAGAUUGAUUAUGAGGAACUCGAGGAAUAUGUUGCCUUGGUUGCACAGGGCAAGAUCGAAGAUGAUACUCCACACCACGGUAGUGGCCGAGUCUUUAACGAUCUCCGCCGUAAGAAGACCAACGAAAGCACCCAGUCGUUGCCAAAUAUUGCCCUGAAUGGUGACAACUUUUAUGAGAAGCCCUUGACGACCUACGAGACUGGCACUACCGACUCAUCUUCUGAGGAGAAGCCAAACCUGAAAGAGAAAUUUCCCGUGCUCCCACCAUCAGAGAGGUUCUAUCUGUUCUCGUCUGAACUUCCCCAAGGACAGACCGCCACCAAGCUUGGGGAUUUCGUGUCGGACGGCACCACCUUCCGCGAUCUCUUUGACAUUGGUCCAGAUGGAGGUGUGUGGUGGCUUGACGUCCUCAACCCCACUCCAUCCGAGCUUAGUGUGCUAGCCAAAGCCUUCAAGAUUCAUCGACUCACCGCCGAAGAUAUCGAAACCCAAGAAGCCCGCGAGAAGGUCGAACUGUUUCCACAAUAUUACUUUGUGUGUUUCCGCACCUUCAACCCCGAUCACAGCAGUGAAGAUUUCUUGGACCCAAUCCACGUCUACAUUGUCGUGACCAGCGAUGGCGUCUUGAGUUUCAGUUACACCCCAAAUCCUCAUGCACGCAACGUCCGGAAGCGGAUUGCCAAACUUCCGGAUUUUGAAUCUCUCGGUCCUGACUAUAUCUGUUACGCCAUGAUUGACGACAUUGUCGAUUCAUUUGCACCUCCAAUUCGAGGUGCCGAGAGAGAGUCAGAGGCGAUCGAGGAUCAAGUGUUUGUGGCGCGAGAAGAUAACUAUGUGGCUUUGCUCAGACAGAUUGGAGAAUGCCGGAAGCGUGUUCUCAACAUGAUGCGCCUCCUCGGCGGCAAGGCCGAUGUCAUCAAGGGCUUCGCCAAAAGAUGCAACGACCAAUACAACAUGAUGCCUCGCGGUGACAUUGGUUUGUAUCUAGGCGACAUCCAGGAUCACGUGGUCACUAUGAUGUCCAACUUGGGUCACGUGGAAAAGAUGCUUUCGCGGUCCCAUGCCAACUACCUCGCUCAGUUGAAUGUCGACAGCAUCUUGAAGGGUAACACGACCAACAAGGCGCUGACCAAGAUCACCGUGGUGGCAACGAUUCUGGUGCCCCUGAAUCUGAUCACGGGCUUGUUUGGUAUGAACGUGACCAUCCCCGGUGAGAAUCAGGGGACGCUUUACUGGUUUUUUGGAAUUAUUGGAGGCAUUAUCUGUUUUGUCGCAUUCUGUCUCUUUAUGGCACGACGACUCCGUGCAAUCUAGAGGGUGUGGAUUUGUGCAAUAGAAGUUUGUUGCUUUUCUUUGGUUCUUUCUGGUUUUGGAUUUCUGAAAGGAUGAUGCAUGUCUAAAGCCAUGAACAUGCUACAAGCCUAGCUAGACAUGCUCAGCUAAUAUAGAUAGGUGGUUGUACAUGGAGAAUAAUCGCGAAUGCUAUCAGUUGCAAUUUCA
Messenger RNA from Exophiala mesophila, 2743 nucleotides. RefSeq lists its product as uncharacterized. Gene Ontology annotation, molecular function: magnesium ion transmembrane transporter activity. Bases 605 to 2557 code for a protein of 650 amino acids. Gene Ontology annotation, cellular component: plasma membrane. NCBI's taxonomy places the organism in Eukaryota, Fungi, Ascomycota, Eurotiomycetes, Chaetothyriales, Herpotrichiellaceae. The record is from RefSeq and is a predicted model, not a curated record. Gene Ontology annotation, biological process: magnesium ion transmembrane transport; intracellular magnesium ion homeostasis. The transcript has a single exon.